GGGUUUCCGCAUGGUAAUAGCGCCUGCCGCAGAAAAACAAAACCUAAUUUACCAAAUUUGGACAGAGAGAUUCUCAUAUCUUAAGAUCCUUGUUCUGUUGUGUUAAAUUUAAUCCUCAGACUCGCCUCUGUCUGUCUCAAUUUCCAAAUCGCUGCAAUAUGAUUCCUCACUGAAGCAGAACAUGUAUGAGGAUAUGGCUAAUACAAAGGACUCUUGGUUUUUUGACAAGAAUUUUAAUGGUCUGUUAGAUGAGACUUUUGAUGAUGUCAUCAAGUUUUUUGAUUUCCCACCUGAAGAUGUGGAACCUAAUGUUGUGGAAGAAGACUGGGAUGCUCAAUUUAAACGCCUUGAAGAGCCAUGUUUUGAUGUUUUUUCAGCAUCAUUAGGUGGGCUGCAUGGCAAAACUCAAAUUGAAAAUCCCAAACUUGGGAAGAGUGUGUCUGUUUCUUGUAAUGAGAUUUCCCCAAUAAAACAGCUGGCAAAGACUGCUGGACCAACAUAUGGAAAAACUGUUCCCAGCCAGAAUGUCUCUUACCAUGGGAAAGAUUUGCAUCAAUUCCAAACCUACAGUCCAGUUUCUGUUUUUGAAAGCAGUAGUUCUGCCUCAGUAGAGAAUUCCAACUUUGAUCUAUCUGUCAUACCAGUAAAGCGGGCUCGAAGUAAACGCCUGUGUCGUUCAAGCUUCAGUCGUCUAUUUUCAAUUCCUUUCAUCCCUUAUUCACCAGCUUUGAAAAAAUAUCAGAGGACAGAUGCCUCUGAAUCAGAUUUAGAAACACACCUUGCUGGGAAACUAUUAAACAGAGAAAAAAAACAGAGGAAAAAGGAUCUCUCCCUGCUAUCUGGUGAUGUUGAGAUGAAGAGAUCGUCAUCACUGCAUUCAGUUGCCUCAAGAAAAUGCAUGCAUUGUGAGGUGACAAAGACCCCACAAUGGAGAGAGGGACCUAUGGGUCCCAAGACACUGUGCAAUGCUUGUGGCGUCCGAUACAGGUCUGGCCGUCUCUUUCCGGAAUACCGGCCUGCUGCUAGCCCCACUUUUGUAGCAUCAUUGCACUCAAACUGUCACAAGAAGGUCGUGGAGAUGAGAAGCAAGGUCAUCUAGGAAGCUGUUAGGGGUUCUAUGUUGGCUUUCAUCAAAUCUUCCUGGAAAUUCUGUUGGCUAAUUUUGUGUAGGAUUUUAUUGAGGAAGAAACUAUAGUCCCAAACUGGAUCCUCCUUAUUUAUUGUUUUCUUUUUAGUCUAAUGUUAAAUUGCUUAAGCAUUAUUUGUUGAAUGUAAAUUGAUUGGUGAAAUAAGAUGUAGUAGCAAAAGAUCACUGGUUAGUGCUUGCUAGGCAUUCAGGAAACAUGGUAAUGAAAGAGA
Molecule: messenger RNA, 1359 nt
Organism: Gastrolobium bilobum
Lineage: Eukaryota; Viridiplantae; Streptophyta; Magnoliopsida; Fabales; Fabaceae
Product: GATA transcription factor 11-like
Exons: 3
Coding region: 182-1099 (305 amino acids)
Biological process (GO): regulation of DNA-templated transcription
Molecular function (GO): sequence-specific DNA binding; zinc ion binding
Source: RefSeq, a predicted model, not a curated record